CGGGCGGCGCCGCGGCCCCGGGCCCCCGCGCUCGAUGCGGCACAGCCUGAGCCAGCUGCUGGCGGCGUCCGGCGCCGACUCCCCGGCCCGCAGCGCCAGCCCGGCGCCGGCCGACGAGGGCGAGGCGGGGGCCGAGGGCGGGGGCCGCGCGCCGCGCCCCCGGGAGAUGGCGGAGGGGGCGCUGGGCCGCGUCCCGGGGGCGGAGGCGGAGGACAUGGACUUCCUGUCGGGGCUGGAGCUGGCCGACCUGCUGGACCCGGAGCCCGGGCCCGGCUCGCCGGGGCCGCGGGCGGCGUCGGGCGGCGGCCCUGAGGGCGGCGGCCCGUGGCGCGCGGACGAGGACGACGAGGCGGCGGCCGCCGAGAUGCAGCGCUUCGCCGACCUGCUGCAGCGGCUGCUCAACGGCAUCGGCGGCGGCGGCGGCGGCGGGGACGGCGACGAGAAGCGGCGGCGCAAGGGCGGCGGCGGCGGCGGCGACGGGCUGGCGGGCGCGCGGAGCCCGCGCAAGGCGGCGGCGGCGGCGGCGCGCCUCAACCGCCUGAAGAAGAAGGAGUACGUGAUGGGGCUGGAGAGCCGCGUGCGCGGGCUGGCCGCCGAGAACCAGGAGCUGCGGGCCGAGAACCGCGAGCUGGGCCAGCGCGUGCAGGCGCUGCAGGAGGAGAGCCGCUACCUGCGCGCCGUGCUGGCCAACGAGAGCGGCCUGGCGCGCCUGCUGGGCCGCCUGAGCGGCGUGGGGCUGCGCCUCACCUCGUCGCUGCUGCGCGACGCGCCCUGCGACCACGACUACGCGCGGCCCCUGGGCGCGCGGCCGCCCGAGGCGCCCCCCGACGAGGACGCGCCCGGGGGCGUGUGCCUGCACGUGGACCGGGACAAGGUGUCGGUGGAGUUCUGCGCCGCCUGCGCCCGGAAGGCGGCGGCCUCGCUGAAAGUUUUCUUUUUUAGGUGAUUUCCUUCCUGCCAGGCUCCGUGGUAGGGGUCGCAGCACGGUCGUUCCCGCCUCCCGACCUGGUAAGGACCCAUCUCUUCACGUAACGCUCAUGCUCGGCUGCUUGGUCUACUUUAAUGGGCAACGUCUCAAGUGUGCGUGUGUGUGUGGGGUUUUCUUCUCUUGUGUGGCGGAAGGCGGGAGGGCAGAUCUGCUUUGGGCCCUGUCCACCCUGGAAACAGACUCGUGCUGGUCAGUCAUGGCUUGAAGAUGCUUCUUCCGGUUGAAAUAGCUGUGAACGUGUCCCCUGUUCAGACUUGCGCGUACCUAGCUCUUCUGUCCCCAGUGUGGACAUGGCCUUGGACGACAUCGGUUCCAACUGUACACUGACAGCUGCUAAUAGCGAUAACAGUUUGGAGACAGUGACACAGGUGAAGUUGAAUGGAAGUUCCGAGUUGUACACGGUGCAAAUUGGAAUUCCAGUUUUAGAGCAACUUUCCAGAGGUUCCUAAGAAGUCUGGGGCAUGCACAAGUGUGGUAGUUAACGAUAGUCACUUCUCUGGAGCCGGCAGAAAUCUUAAAAUAUCUCCAAGAAUGCUCUCUUAGUUUUCAGUAGAAGAUCUAGAAAUGAUACCUUUUAAGACGGACAGAUUUGACUGUCACUGGUAGAAAGGUUGGAAAUUAACAUGCCUGUCAGACUCCCGCGUUAGUUAACUGGAGGAAGACUAAGAAUGGUAAAUGGAACCUUUGAGGACCAGCACAGUGAUUACCCUAUCACUGAGUAUGAAUAAAUUGUCGAAAACCUUUAUUUUUGUUGUAUUAAAAUUUUAGAUUAAAUUCCUGUAUGAUUAAGAUAUUGAAGGCUUUGAAAUGUGAAUGAAAACGUGUAAAGUGAGGCUUCACAAAGAAUCCUUAUCCUCCGUAUAUCAAGGGUAUUUGUCCUAUUUGCAAAUUGCUUUGAAAAUGGAGGGCUUCUGGCUACUUAAUGACACAAUUGACACUUUUUCCGAAGACAGGACAUACUCUUCCCUUGAAUUCUUUCCUAUUUGCUGUCCUCCAAGUGUGUGACUUGAGUUAACAAUGUACUUCAGGAAAAAAGGCAUUAAAUUCUUUGUGAAACAUCACUGUUUGAUAAAGUUAUACGUAUUUAGUAUCCUUGUUUUUCUUUGUGCUAAAGUGGAUACAGCUGUUGGGGCAGAAGAGACGGGACCAGCUGCUGGCCACAUUUCCUGCUUUAUUUUAAAAGGUAGUAUAAGAAAUGAGGAAAAAGAGGUAAUAUCAGGGCUUCUGCUGUCUUUUAUUUUGAACUGUUCAUGAUUAAGUAUUUUCCAGCAGUCCAAAGAUGUAAGUUAUCUUACACAUAAAAUGUUUUAUUUUGUUGUUAUUUGGUUAUGAAAAUGGAAUCCUUGUUCUUGCACAACUGUAAAUGUUCUGUUGCUAGAUAAUACAGUUUGAGACCUAACUUGGUCUCUGGUUUCAGUGCAUCACAGCAUAUUUUGUAAAAAACAUCUAUUGCACUUGAGCAUGAAUGGGUAAUAGCCAAACUCAAAACCUGGAGUGAUGAACCUGCUUAUACAAGUGCAGGACCAAGCCCCUCACAAUGCAGCUGCAUGAAUUUUUAGUGCCUACUGAAUUUUAUAUAUAUAUAUCUAUAUAGGGAGAUAUAGAUAUAGAUAUAUAUAAACCAAAAGUAGUUGGAAAAGUUAUUUGAAAUGACUAACUUGUGCUAUCUUUAUGGAAUAUGUUAAAUGUAGCUUUUUGAAACAGAAGCCUUGAAUUGAAAUUAAUACUUGAACAUUUUGUAUCUAUUUCUUUGUAUAUAAUUUUGUGCAGUACCAAUGACAAAACUAUGGUGUCAUAAUAAAACCAGGUUUGUUGAUCUUUCAGUUAUGUGCUCAAAGAAUUUAUUCAUCUCUAACAUGACAUUGGAAAAUGAUGAAAAUAGAAAAAAAAUGAUUGUUGUUAAUUCUGACUGUGGGUCUUAAAAGGUUCUGGAAGCA
Molecule: messenger RNA, 2925 nt
Organism: Sorex fumeus (smoky shrew)
Lineage: Eukaryota; Metazoa; Chordata; Mammalia; Eulipotyphla; Soricidae
Gene: CREBZF
Product: CREB/ATF bZIP transcription factor
Exons: 2
Coding region: 35-946 (303 amino acids)
Biological process (GO): regulation of DNA-templated transcription
Molecular function (GO): DNA-binding transcription factor activity
Source: RefSeq, a predicted model, not a curated record